AGAUCUCGGGCAACACGGACGACAUCCCGCUGGUGCGCUGGCGGCAGCAGUGGCUGGAGAACGGCACCUUGCUCUUCCACAUCCACCACCAAGAUGGGGCUCCCAACCUCCCUGGCUUCGACCCCACGGACGAGCCCCAGACCGAGUCAGCGGAGGAGGAGCUGAGGAUCCUCCACAUCUCUGUCAUGGGAGGGAUGAUCGCCCUGCUGCUCUCCAUCCUCUGCCUGGUGAUGAUCCUCUACACCCGCCGGCGCUGGUGCAAGCGUCGGCGGGUGCCACAACCCCCAAAAAGAGCCCCAGCCGAGGCAGCCAACGACCAAAAAAGUGCCAGUGCCGAGGCAGCCAACGAGAUCCACUACAUCCCGUCAGUGCUGAUUGGGGGCCACGGGCGGGAGAGCCUGCGCAACGCCCGCGUGCAGGGUCACAACUCCAGCGGGACGCUCAGCAUCCGCGAGACCCCCAUCCUGGAUGGCUACGAGUACGACAUCACUGACCUGCGGCAUCACCUCCAGCGUGAGUGCAUGAACGGCGGCGAGGACUUCGCCAGCCAGGUCACCCGGACCCUGGACUCGCUGCAGGGCUGCAACGAGAAGGCCAGCAUGGACCUCACGCCAGGGAGCGAUAACGCCAAGCUGUCCCUGAUGAACAAGUACAAGGACAACAUCAUUGCCACCAGCCCAGUGGACUCGAACCACCAGCAAGCCACGCUGCUGUCCCACACCUCCAGCAGCCAGCGCAAGCGCAUCAACAACAAGGCACGAGCCGGCUCAGCGUUCCUCAAUCCCGAGGGGGACUCAGGGACAGAGGCGGACACUGAUCCCCAGCUGACCUUCUACACAGACCCCUCCCGGAGCCGGAGGCGCAGCCGAGUGGGCUCCCCCCGCAGCCCGGUGAACAAGACCACACUGACCCUCAUCAGCGUGACGAGUUGUGUCAUCAGCCUGGUGUGCUCUUCCCACAUGAGCUGCCCCCUCGUCGUCAAGAUCACCCUCCACGUCCCCGAGCACCUCAUCGCCGAUGGGAGCCGGUUCAUCCUGCUGGAGGGGAGCCAGUUGGAUGCCAGCGACUGGCUGAACCCGGCGCAGGUCGUCCUCUUCUCCCAGCAAAACUCCAGCGGGCCCUGGGCCCUGGACCUCUGCGCCCGGCGCCUCCUUGACCCCUGCGAGCACCAGUGUGACCCGGAGACUGGUGAGUGUCUCUGCUACGACGGUUACAUGAAGGACCCUGUGCAUAAGCAUCUCUGCAUCCGGAACGAGUGGGGAACAAACCAGGGGCCCUGGCCAUACACCAUCUUCCAGCGCGGCUUCGACUUGGUGCUGGGCGAGCAGCCAUCCGACAAGAUUUUUCGGUUCACUUACACCCUGGGGGAAGGCAUGUGGCUGCCGCUGAGCAAGAGCUUCGUCAUCCCACCGGCCGAGCUGGCCAUCAACCCCUCGGCCAAGUGCAAGACCGACAUGACGGUGAUGGAGGACGCGGUGGAGGUCAGGGAAGAGCUGAUGACCUCCUCCUCCUUCGACAGCCUGGAGGUCCUCCUUGACUCCUUCGGCCCCGUCCGUGACUGCUCCCGGGACAACGGCGGCUGCAGCAAGAACUUCCGCUGCAUCUCGGACCGCAAGCUGGACUCCACGGGCUGCGUGUGCCCGACAGGACUGAGCCCCAUGAAGGAUGGCACGGGCUGCUAUGACCGUCAUGUGGGUGUGGACUGCUCAGAUGGCUUCAACGGGGGCUGUGAGCAGCUGUGCCUCCAGCAGAUGGUCCCAUUGCCCGAGGAGCCCUUGCUCUACAAUAUCCUCAUGUUCUGCGGGUGCAUCGAGGACUACAAGCUGGGCACGGACGGGCGGUCAUGCCAGCUCAUCUCGGAGUCGUGCCCUGAGGCGGGGGACUGCGGCGAGCCACGCGAGCUGCCCAUGAACCAGACGCUCUUUGGGGAGAUCUUCUACGGCUACAACAACCACUCCAAGGAGGUGGCUGUGGGGCAGGUGCUCAAAGGGACCUUCAGGCAGAACAACUUUGCCCGGGGCCUGGAGCAGCAGCUGCCGGAUGGGCUGGUGGUGGCCACGGUGCCCCUGGAGAACCAGUGCCAGGAGGAGCUCUCCGAACCCACGCCUGACCCUGAGUUCCUCACCGGGAUGGUGAACUUCAGCGAGGUGUCCGGGUACCCACUCCUGCAGCACUGGAAGGUGCGGUCCAUCAUGUACCAUGUCCGGCUCAACCAGCUGACCAUCUCCCAGUCCUUCAGCAAUGCGCUCCACUCUCUGGACGGGGCCACCUCCCGCGGAGAUUUUGUGGCUCUGCUGGACCACUUUGGCAACCAUUACAUCCAAGAGGCCAUGUACGGCUUUGAGGAGACCUGCUCCAUCUGGUAUCCCAACCGGCAGGUCCAGCGGCAGCUCUGGCUGGAGUAUGAGGACAUCAGCAAAGGCAACUCUCCCUCGGACGAGUCAGAAGAGCAUGAGCGGGACCCCAAGGUGCUGACCUUCCCUGAGUACAUCGCCAGCCUCUCUGAGUCAGGCACCAAGCGCAUGGCAGCUGGCGUGCGGAUGGAGUGCCAGAGCCCCGAGCCCAUCCUGCUGGAGGUCACCAAAGCGGCCCCCAUCUAUGAGCUGGUCACCAACAACCAGACCCAGCGGCUCUUGCAGGAGGCCACCAUGAGCUCACUGUGGUGCUCCGGCAGCGGGGAUGUCAUCGAGGACUGGUGCCGCUGUGACUCAAGCGCCUUCGGGGCUGAUGGGCUGCCCACCUGCGCCCCUCUCCCACACCCCAUCCUGCGGCUCUCCACCAUUCACGAGCCCAGCAGCACACUGGUGGUGCUGGAGUGGGGGCACUCGGAACCCCCCAUUGGGGUGCAGAUUGUCGACUACCUCCUCCGACAAGAGAAAGUCACUGACAGGAUGGACCACUCCAAGGUGGAGACCGAGACGGUGCUGAGCUUCGUGGAUGACAUCCUCUCUGGAGCCAAGUCGCCCUGCGCCAUGCCAGCCCAAGUGCCCGACAAGCUCUCCUCCACCAUCUCCCUCAUCGUUCGCUGCCUGGAGCCCGACACCACUUACAUGUUCACGCUCUGGGGAGUCGAUAAUACAGGGAGACGCUCCAGGUCCAGCGAUGUGACGGUCAAGACCCCCUGCCCUGUGGUAGAUGAUGUGAAAGCUCAAGAAAUAGCAGACAAGAUCUACAACCUCUUCAACGGAUACACCAGCGGCAAGGAGCAGCAGACAGCCUACAACACUCUGCUGGACCUGGGUUCCCCCAGCCUGCACCGAGUCCUUUACCACUACAACCAGCACUACGAGAGCUUUGGGGAGUUCACUUGGCGCUGUGAAGAUGAGCUGGGGCCCAGGAAAGCUGGCCUCAUCCUCUCACAGCUGGGGGACCUCAGCAGCUGGUGCAACGGUCUCCUGCAAGAGCCCAAGAUAAGCCUCCAGCGCGCGUCCCUCAAGUACCUCGCCUGCCGCUACAGCGAGAUCAAGCCCUACGGGCUCGACUGGUCGGAGCUCAGCCGGGACCUCAAGAAGACGUGCGAGGAGCAGACGCUGAGCGUCCUGUACAAUGACUAUGGUGACAAGGACUACUGAGGCUUGCGGGCGCCCGCUCUCAUGCUGGCCUUCCCACGGGUGUUUGUGAGGGUUUUUUACACGGACCCACGGGGAGGGGAGGGUGCGCUGAUGUUUCUAGAGACAAAAAUUUGGACCAGGGAGCGAAACUGGCUGCUCUGUGC
Messenger RNA from Pterocles gutturalis (yellow-throated sandgrouse), 3715 nucleotides. It is a transcript of the gene ASTN1, whose product is annotated as astrotactin 1. Gene Ontology annotation, molecular function: protein binding. Gene Ontology annotation, biological process: neuron cell-cell adhesion; neuron migration. The annotation marks the transcript as partial. The transcript is spliced from 23 exons. The record is from RefSeq and is a predicted model, not a curated record. NCBI's taxonomy places the organism in Eukaryota, Metazoa, Chordata, Aves, Pterocliformes, Pteroclidae.